Messenger RNA from Actinia tenebrosa (Australian red waratah sea anemone), 15943 nucleotides. Its product is annotated as sacsin. Lineage: Eukaryota; Metazoa; Cnidaria; Anthozoa; Actiniaria; Actiniidae. The record is from RefSeq and is a predicted model, not a curated record. Gene Ontology annotation, molecular function: Hsp70 protein binding.
UACUUCUUGACAGCGAAGCAGCAUUUCGCUUUCUCACCAACGACUUGUUUGACUUUAACGUUUAUUUCUAUUUGAAGCAAAUCUGCUCUGAGUAUUUUCAUCAUGUUAUCAAGCUCUUAGACAGUUCCAAUGUUUAUGCUGCAAGCUAUAUUUGAUAUACACACAGUGCUUGAAGCCAUGGACUAAGGAUGGAAAAUACGCCUGGUGAGGAUCCACAUCUUAAAUUUGGUCUUGCCCAGCCAACACUCAUCCAACAGAUCAAGAAAAUACUAGAUCAGUAUCCUGAUGAUGGACAAAUACUCAAGGAGCUCAUUCAAAAUGCUGAAGAUGCUGAAGCCAAAGAAGUGAAAUUUUUAUAUGACCAUAACUCAUAUGGCACAAAGAACUUGUAUCACCCUGACCUAGCCGAGUUUCAGGGUCCAGCAUUGUAUGCCUAUAAUGACGCCAAGUUUACUGAUGAAGACUGGGAUGGCAUUGGUAUGUUGUGUGACAGCAUCAAGGCAAAGGAUCCCACCAAAGUUGGGAGAUUUGGUCUUGGAUUUAAAUCUGUUUUUCACAUGACAGACCUACCAAGUAUGAUCAGUGGCCAGUUUCUUGGAAGCCUGGACCCAAGUGAAAAGUUCUUUGGUAGCAACGAAUUGUUUAGGAUAUCUGGCAAAAAAUGGUACUUGAAUAUUCAUAGCGAAGAGCAUAUUUCAGACCAGUUCUCCCCAUACAAGGGUAUACCUAUUUUUAACUGCACCAAUGAAUCCUUUGAAAAAGGUAGCUAUGAAGGAACGCUGUUUCGUUUGCCUUUAAGGCAAAAACAGUCGCCGUUAUCGGAGACAGUUUACUCGAGAGAAAAGAUUCAAAGUUUGUUUAAAUGCUUUGAAAAAGAUGCUCAUUUGAUUCUACUUUUCUUGAUGAAUAUUGAACGGAUUGAAGYUUACGAGAGAGAGGCAGACUCUUCACAGCCUAGAAAACUAUUCCAUGUCGGGAUCUCAGACCACUGCUUGGCAGAUGUCAGGAAAGCGAGAAAAGAAUUCAAAUUAAAGAAAGAAAAAAAUAUUUCAGAUCUUUCCAAAGGUUCCUCCUUUCCUGAGGUGAAAAAAAGUUACACUCUUACAAUCGAAACAGUACAUUACAACGAAGGAGAAACACCAAGCACGAAGCCUAUAGAGCACUCGUUUGUCGUUACAUUGUAUUUUAGUGGRUCGGAUGUAACUCAUGAGAUAAAAGCUUUGAUGACAGAUGAAUCGCUCAGCUACUUGCCAUUGGUUGGUGUCGCUUUACCUCUUCAGCCACAAGUGAAGCACGAAGACUGUACAGAUGUUAACAUGGAUAGGGAUCUUAACGAGAAAUGUGUGGAUGACGAUAUCGAUGAUGAACAUGAUUCUGAAAUUAUAAAAAACAGCACAGGAAACGGAAUCAAGAGAAGAAAAAUAAAUAGUGGGAACGAAAGGAAGAGGACGAAAACAAGUCCAUUUGAGCCACAGGGCCAUAUUUUCUGCUUCUUACCUUUGCCGCUAGAAACCAAGAGCAUGACAGGUCUGCCUGUUCAUGUUAAUGGUUUCUUUGCCUUGAGUCAGAACCGUCGUCAUCUGAAAUGGCCAAGUGCUGAUCAAGAUGAAACAAUCCAACCCUUAACAGACAAGUCAUUGCUGUGGAACAAAGGGUUGUUGCAGGAAGUGCUGCCCAAGGCCUACGCUGAGCUUAUUCUCCAUGUCAUUUCAUGUUUGUCAAARGAGGAACCACGACAAAGGUUGGUCACAAGUGAUGCGUACAGUGCAUGGCCAGACGUAAACAAAGUUGAUGUGAAAUGGAAGAGCAUUCUGAAGCCAUUAUUUGAUAUACUGCUGCAAUCUGAAGUGUUACACACGRAUGCUAAUGGCGGAGGCUGGUGCAAAGUGGAAGAGGUUCUCCUUGACAGUCUAGAGAAAAGUGAUCAGUCCACGAGAGGAAUUGUGAUUGACCUUCUUAACAAAGCAAGCCAAAAAGUUGUCACAGUUCCAGCACAUGUGGAAUCAGCUCUGCAUAAAUUCCGUACUAUAAAUCAUGUCACCCCAAAGACAUUGAGAGAGAGUUUAAAGGCAUAUCCAUCUUGCUACUCCUGUUUGAGCCACCAGGACAAGAUUCUACUUCUGAAGUUUGUUCUCAGUGAUUCUAACUUCACAGAACUUGAAGGUCUCGAAUUACUACCCUUAUCUGACAAGACAUUCACAGCAUUCAGAGGAGGAAGAGAUGAUCCAAUUUACAUUGAUUCCGCUGAACACCCAAAGUCACUGUUGCCAGGGUUACAGGGAAGGUUCUUGGAUACAGAUUUGGAUGACAUUGUAACAGACAAAUUGAAAAAGGCAGUUAGGAAAGGCCAUACGCAGUUAUGUUACUUCAACAAAGAAGCUGUUAUACGGCAUCUCCACCAAACGCUGCCUUCUGAUUGGUUAGGCUCAGAARAUCACGUGACCUGGCACCCUGGAAAAUCCAACCACCCAGCAAUUGAAUGGUUGAAGACCUUGUGGGAGUAUUUUGGUAGACAUUUUGCACACUCGACGUCUGAUUUAGAUGCAUUUAUCGGGCUUUCUCUUGUUCCUGUGACCCCGUUGUCCAAUCAGAGCGAGGUACAUCUUGCAAGAAUUCAGCAACCAUGCAGUCUUGUUCUUGCUUCUUUCAACGGUGAAAAUAUUGAUGAGUCAGUGUGUCACGUCUUGGAGGAUCUUGGUAUAACCAUCUUGAAAGAUCUUCCAGAGUGCAUUCGGCAUUACCCGGAACUAGUUCCUUCUUUCGUUAAUCCGGCAAGUCCAAAGGGGGUACUUCAGGCCAUGGGAGUCAUUUUUAAAAGUCCCCAGAGAAAGGACGACCUAUUACAGAAGAUGAGAGGACUACCUGCUGACAAGAUUCGUUCAUUCAGAACAUUUCUUUCAAGUUUAUCGAGUCUAAMACCGAAUGAAACAUUUUUACUACGACAACUACCCUUGUUUGAAACAUAUGUUGGUUGUGGAGAGAGACUGUCGCGUUUCGUGUCACUAGAGGAAGUGAAUAUUGGAGCUCCAGUCGAUGAUUUGCCAGCUGUGUCUGUAUUCACCGACUUACUUGACAUGAGAGAUCGCAGCAGCCGAGCUCUUGCUCAAUUGCUCAACACUUUGCAAAUGACACUCAUUGUUUUAUUGAAGACAUUGUUGGACGAUGCUUUGCGUAACAACUAUGCUCAAAGGGAGGUUGACGUGCUGGCCAAGUACACCCUUGAACGGUUUGGUAGUCUUCAUGGGAAGGAAUUAAGGUGCAUCAAACAAAAGCUACAGUGUUUGUCAUUUGUUGUGUCUAGUGACAACUCGAGGAAGAAGCCCACCGAACUGUUUAAUCCUGAAGAUGAUCUUCUUACAAAAAUCUUCCUGGGUGAAGAGGUAUUUCCGGAAACGUCGUAUUACUCACAACCUGAAGUUAAUGCUCAUUUGAAGAAUUUGGGUCUGAAAGGACAAGAAAAGAUCACUCCAUGUGAUGUCUUGAACAGUGCUAAUAUGGUUACAGACAUCAAAGAUCAAAGCGAAGCAAUCCAAAAGUCAAAUGGUAUCUUAAUGUAUUUAAGUAAGCAUUUAAAUGCGUUCAAAAAGAGAAAUGGCUCUGAAGAACCCGUCAUCCAGAAACUCAAGUCCAUUCCCUGGGUUCCAGUGGUCACUACUAGGCCUAUAACGUAUCCUAGCGCUCUUCCCUUGAAGGAAGGUGACGCGGGUUUUUUAGCCUGUCCCAAAGAUGUCAAGUCAAUUGACUUUAUUAAUGUUGUUGGGAGUGUUAAAAAUCUAGUUGACAUACAAUCUAACGCAUGUCCAGAGCUCUCUGAGUACUUCAAAUGGAACGAAAACCCAGUGGUAAGCGACGUCGUAAUGCACCUUCGACAUGUCACUUCAGAAUACAACGUCGACGAAAAGCAUCUUUUCAUUCCUGUCGUCAAAGAUAUUUACUCUUAUCUUGCCAAACAAAACAGUUCUGAAGUUAAGAAAGCGCUGCAAGGAAAGAAUAUCUCAAAGUGGGUGUGGAACGGAGAUGGAUUUUCAAGUCCAAAUGAAAUUUCAAUCGAGAGUCCGUCUAUAAACCUUUCUCCGUACUUUUCAUCUUUACCAACAGAAACAAAAGGUUUCAGCGGCUUCUUUAAAGAGUGUGGCAUAAAAGUUAAAUUCAAUGAAGAGGAUUUGGUAAAUAUCCUUAGACAAAUCAAGACAGCCCACGAGGAAAGAAAACAAGAACCUAGUUCCUGUGAACGUGAUUUGACUCUCGUAAUUACGAUCUUAAAUAAACUGAAACCUUCAAAUGGACAACCAUUCAGUACAGAUCUUAGAGAAACACUCUUACUUCCUGUAGAUGUUAAAGACAAUACGAGACUUGAGCUCGUUUCAGUUAGCGAGUGCACAUAUUGUGAUCUAGAGUGGCAAAAAGAAGGCUAUGACAUGAGUGAUUUUGAUGAUAAAGAAGAGGGGGAAAUCAAGCUAGUUCACAGAAACGUCCCGAUUUCGACGGCAGAGCUGUUAGAGGUACCUACACUGAUGAGCCGAUUCCUUAGUGCAGACGAGCUUGAAAUGGGUGAAAGUUUCGGUCAGUCCGAGUCGCUGUUAGACAGGCUUCGUGGGCUGCUGGAUGGGUAUACUGACGGCUUGUCUGUGCCCAAAGAACUGAUACAGAACGCUGAUGAUGCAGGGGCCACUGAGGUACGAAUCUUGUACGAUGAGCGAACAAACGAGGAUUGCAUGACACGCUUGAUAGACGAAGGGAUGAAAGAAUGUCAAGGUCCCGCCCUGUGGGCUUACAACGAUGCCGUAUUCUCGGAUGAAGAUUUCCAGAACAUCGUCAAACUCAACGCAGCCACUAAGAAGGAAGAUUCUAGAAAGAUUGGACGUUUUGGUCUUGGGUUUAACUCUGUUUACAAUUUAACAGAUGUUCCAAGCUUUGUCAGUAGAAACUCUAUCGUGAUUCUCGACCCUCAUACCACGUACCUUGGWAAGGGAAUACGAGACAAGAGYAAGCCUGGAAUAAAGYUAAGAAUGGAGGAGAGAAAGCUUUGCAGGCUGGAAAACCAGUUUAAGCCGUACAAUGGGAUAUUUGGCUGCGACCUUCGACCUGGAGCACAGCAGAAAUCAUACAAUGGUACCCUGUUUCGAUUGCCACUUAGAACAGCAAGUCAGGCAUUAAAAAGUGGAAUCAAGAAUCUUCACUACGAUGGGAACCAGGUAAAAGAGUUGCUGGGAAUUCUUUUCCAUGGAGCAGAAUCUUUGUUACUGUUCACUCAGAAUGUACUUCGAGUUACUGUGUACCACUUGAGAAAUGAGAGCACAGAAUCUCCAGAGCCAGUCGAGUUAUUUCGUAUCUCAAAGUCAUGCAGGAGGGUAGUGCACCAACUCCAAAGUGAAGUUUCAUUGUCAAACUCUGUGCAGCAGUUGACAAGUGAAGAACAAGAGUUUGUGAAGCAAAGCAGCAUUUUAAAAGCAUCCUCUUCCUUUAUGGAACAGCUUUUAAACGGAAACUUCAGUUCUCUGAAUAGAGUGUUCAUGAAGUCUUCCAUGAUACUUAACUGUCAGUGUGCCUUAUCAGAUCAGGGUAAAGAAUAUCUAGCUGCUUUUGCUGCCUCAGGAGGGACUCAAGUUUCAUGGCUGGUUACGUCUUGUAUGGUUAAAGGAGAAGCUUUGAAAAUGGCAUCAAGGAACAAAGGCUUACUUCCUACAGCAGGAGUAGCAGCAAAGCUUACAGAAGUACACCCAGGGAACUUUGUACCUGUUCCAAUAGCGAAGCCUUUCGACUCUCAGGAUAAAUAUCAAGAUAGUACGUCUUGCCAUAAUGGUGGAGUGUUUUGCUUCCUUCCAUUACCCAUCCACAGUGGCCUUCCAGUCCAUAUCAACGGUUGUUUUGCUGUCAGUGACAACAGACGUUAUCUACGUGAAAGAACAGAAGAAGACAAGACAGACCAAGGUGCAGCAUGGAACGAUGUUCUUAUGAGGGAAGUAGUCUGUCAGACAUACAUCAGCAUGCUGGAUGACAUGAAGGACUUGUCGUCGCGCAAUGGAUACGUAUUUCAUUCGUUGUGGCCAAGRUGCUCUGAUGUACAAACAAACUGCCAUGGGAUCGCUUCCCGAUUCUACAGUUCAUUAUUUUAUGAACAUCCAGAGCUGUUUUCAGAUAAUCAUGAAUGGACCAGUAUGCAGAAUGUCGUGUUUUUGGAGCCUGCAUUUAGAAGGGUGCAACAGAUUGGCCAGAUCGCAUUUGACCUAUUCAAGACCAGUUUAGAAGGUACAAAUACCAUUGUAGUUGACAUKCCUGAAGAUGUAUCGAGAUCCUUUGAAAGAUAUGAACUACAAAAUGGGAUACAAAAGAUGUGUUACAACAAAGAACGUUUUUUCAGUGAAGUGUUCUUUCCCGCCAUUGAUUCAAUAGGCGCAGGCUCAAGAAACGAACUCGUUCUCUACGCUCUUGACGACACUUCAGAGAUACUUAGGGAACUUGUUGGAAGUAAUCGUUGUAUUCCUUCUUCAYCAUUGGGGCUUCAACUAAAGUACCCUAAAGAACUUCUCAAUCCCGGUGGCAAAGCGGCGCAACUGUUCAGCCCUGAAGACGGGAGAUUUCCUCUUGGGGAUAAGUUUACUUCGGAGGAACGUUUAGUGACGUUAAAGAGAUUAGGUAUGCGAGAUGAUKACCUUGAGUGGGAAGAAGUAAUAGAAAGAGCCGAGAGCGUCAAAAGUCUUGUUCCCUACCAUCAAGCUUUGGAAAGAACGAAGCUGAUUCUUGCCUUCAUUGAUAGGAAACUGGAUAACGAUCAUAAGGUUGACAAUGAUGUUCAGACGAGACUGCAACGAGUUCAGUUCCUUCCGAUAAUGAAAAAACCAGAAGCCUUCCCUUUUAAAUGGAGGGGAGACGAAUAUCAAAUCAACACUUUUCUAUCUGCAGCAGAACUUUACCCGAGAGAGGUGAAGUAUUUGGCCAGUGUGUGUGUACCGAUCCUGGAUGAYUCUAAAAGUGGAUGUGGCCACCUUAACMGSAAAGUUGGAAAUAUUUUGUCCAUGACUAAUAAGACAGCUUCUCUUGAUCAAGUCAAGAUGCAGCUGAAAAGUGCAAUAGCAGCGGACGAAGCUUUUCGAAAAACCAACAGCUUCGAUGAAAUCAAGAAAGGUUUAGAGAAAAUGUAUGACUACCUUCAAUGCAGUCCCAGGGAAGUAAAGGAAGACAUCGUGGACUUCCUAAAACCACUUGAGUUCAUUCUCGUCGAGAAGCACUUUCUUUCAUGUGAACAAGUUGCAUUUUCUUCAGAAAUCCAAUUUCCGCCAUAUCUAUGCCCAAUGACUGAAAGCUAUCUGAAAUUUCGUGAAUUGUUUAUGCUCGCUGGGGUUCGAGAAUCGUUUGAGGCCCAUGAUUACAUCAAGACGCUUCAAAAGGUGAAACAUAAACAUGAAGAGAAUCCAGUUACAGAAGAGCUCGAUAAGGUGGUAACUGUUUCAAAAUUGGUGGCAGCUAUCAUGAAAAAGCAGGAUCUGGAGAAGUAUGGAACUAUUUUCCUCCCUGAUUCGAAGAGGAUUAUGAAACCGUCAACAGAUGUAUGUGUGAAGGACUGCUAUUGGAUGCCCGAUGAGGAAGGAGUCCUUUAUGCAUAUGACGGUAUACCACCAAAGGAUUGCAUCACACUUGGAGCGAAGACAAGAAGACAGGAAACACUUAGCAAAUGCAAGCGCACAUUUGGUCGUCCAUUUGGACAGAAAGAGAAGCUUACUAAAAGGCUUAAACGCAUACUAGACGGAUAUCCAGGCGAUGAAUCAAUCAUGAAAGAACUUCUCCAGAAUGCAGACGAUGCUAAGGCCAAAAAAGUCUGUUUUAUCAAUGAUCCACGGCAACAUCCAGAUGAGAGAGUCUUUGAAGAGUGCUGGAAGCCCCUCCAAGGGCCUGCUUUGUGCGUUUACAACAACGCACCAUUCACAAAGAGUGACAUCGAGGGAAUACAAAACCUUGGCGAAGGGAGUAAAGGAGAUGAUCCAAACAAAACUGGUCAGUAUGGUGUGGGAUUCAAUGCAGUGUAUCAUCUGACCGAUGCGCCAACAUUUAUGUCACAAGGAGAAGAGAUUGGCGAAGUAAUGUGCGUAUUUGACCCAACUUUGAGGUUCGUUCCUGGUGCAGAUGAAUUCAACCCUGGAGGUAUUUACGACAAUAUUUCUUACCUCAAAAGAAUAUUCACCGAUGUGUUUCCUUGCUACCUUGGCGAACAUUUUCCAAUUAACAACGGAACGAUGUUUCGUUUUCCUUUUCGCAACCAGGAAAUGGCUAAAGAGCCAAAAAGCUGCAUAACCCCUAAAUGUAUAUCAAAUGAAGAUCUCAAUAACCUGCUUGAUUCUUUCAAAAACGAAAUGCUUGAAAUUCUUCUUUUUGUUAACAACGUGAAAGAAAUCUCAGUCUUUGAGAUUGACAAGGAAACUGGAAACAUGACCGAAAAAUACAGUGUGACGGCAUCGCUAUCAGAAGAAGACGAAGAAAAACGACGAGAUUUUACGACUUAUGUCAAUCUACAGAGUAGAGAAAUAUCAGUGACUGACAUUCCUUUAAAGAAAGUUUCCUAUGUCUUGGAACUGAAAGAUAGUAGAGGUCUGAAACAGAAAUGGUUUGUCGUACAGCAAAUUGGCUUUGAAAACCAAGAGGACAUCCCAGACAACAUUGAAGAAGCAUUUGAAAGAGGAGAUCUUGGUCUGUUACCACGUGGUGGAGUGGCAUCGUUGAUCAGUUCUUCGGGGGAUCACCAAGAUACUCAGGGAAAAGCCUUUUGUUUUCUUCCCCUUCCUUUCAAAACCGGUCUUCCAGUUCACAUUAAUGGCCAUUUUGCUCUAAACCACGAGGAUCGUAGAAGCCUGUGGAGAGAUGAUAAAAGAGACUACAGGAGUAACUGGAAUGAUGCAUUACUGCGACAAGUGGUUGCGCCRUGCUAUGUAACCUUACUAGAYGAGGUGAGGCAGCAUAUAUCCUUGCCGAGAAACGCUAAUGGAAAGACAUUUAUUAAUGGUGACCGAAAUAAURGAGAAUGUGUUCUUUCAAACUACUUCAAGUAUUUUCCAUCAUUUGCUGUCAAAGAAGAGUAUUGGAAAACUCUGACAAGRGAAGUGUACCGCUACAUGAAUGMARGAMRYUUGCSUYUKCUUCCAGUGCUACGCGAAAGCUUUGAAGGAAAUCAACACCAAGAUAGUGUUUGUAUUGAGUGGUUGCCAUCAACAGGGCAUGGACGCAACAGAGCUUUCUUUGGUAGUUUAUCAGAUAAACUACCCCCAUACUACGAAUCACUCAACGAAGAAAUGAAAAUCAAAGCUGUGAAAGACUCUAAGAGACUGAGAGACACUCUCCUUGCCUUGGGUAUCAAUUUGCUUUUUACACCGGAUGAUAUCGACGUUCACAACCGUUUUAUCACGGCAAGCGUGGAUGUGAGUCGUAUAACUCCAAAAGAUGUUAUUGAUUUCUUUUCAACAUACAACUCUUCUGAUCAAUUGUGUGACGUAGGAAAUCUACCCUUGYCAAUUUCAAAGACCCCAUUCAGGAAUAUUGAAAACUUACUAAGGAUUCUAAAAUACUGCAAACAAGAUGCAAAGUUUUUCCAAAGACUUGAUGGUCUGCCACUCUUACUUACUCAAGAUGAGGUUCUCGGAGUCUUCCGCCAAUCAGACAAAGUCUUCCUUAGCAGCUACUGUGAAAUACUUCCUAGUUGUUCUUCAAUGUUUGUGCACAAACAGCUCUUCAAUGGCGUCUUUCAUUUUGAUCGGGACUCCAACCCAUUUAUGUCUCCAGUCUUUAAGACAUUUGACAUCAAAGCUUUUGCAAGUCUUCUCCCAAGGGAAAUGGACGAGAACCAUUACAGAACGACGGACAGAGUUGUGAUUUGGAAUCCAGAGAAUAAAAACCACCAGAUUCCAAAUAAACAAUGGAUAUGGCAUGUGUGGAGGUUCUUUUCGAAUUAUAUCGAGAAAAAGGUCGAGCGUUACGAUGAAGCACAGAGUCGUACAAGGAAAUAUCCUCAGAAUUAUCAUGAGAGAAAGGAGUUGCAACAACGCCAUGAACUGCAAGACAAAGAGGCAAGGAAGUGCAUAGCCCAARAGGCGUUAACUCCUGUGAUGCACUGGUGUCUUUUACCAGCAUUUGAAGCUAACCCACACGUCCACCCAGUUAGUGUCAAGCAUAUCCUCCUCCCCAUGGGCAUGUCUAACACUGUGAUUGAUUUAGAAAGUUCAACCGGGUUCGACUUAAAGGAAACUUUGAAGAAAAUUCUCCUUCCUCAACUAAACUGCAGCUUGAUCGAUGGUGAAUCUAUGUCUGGGUACAGGAGUGGACCUUCUAAAACGGCAAAACGACUUGUGGCAUCUCUUGCAGACCCAAAUUCAGUUCUUACUGUACUUUUGAAGAAAAUGAGUUUUGAUCCUAACUCAUUUAAAGCCUUURAMGCAGAUGAUUGUCUCCAUGUGCUAGGAUAUUUUAAUAAUCACCUUACCAAGCUGGAACCCUCAACUGCUGAAAAACUGAAAAGGUUGCCUCUUUACGAAACCAUUCACGAUGACAUCAUUAGUAUCAGCGGAAAGCAAGCAUAUGUUCUGUCGUCAAGAAUUCCAAAGGACGACAUGCACAUAUGGCAAGAAACGUCAGGAAUCGUUUUUCUCAAAGAGAAUAGGAGUUUGGAAAAGCUGCAUGAAUUCCUUCAAUGUCACACUAAAGAUGAGGUGGAUGUUUACUGUGACAUCAUCUUCGAGAAGUUUGAGGAGAUAUGCGAAGAAGCACGAAUAAAACACGUGAUAUUUGUCCGCGAGUUACUGAAUGUGCUAAAAACAAGUAUUUCAAUUUUAAGCGAUGAAGAAAUAACGAAAAAAGCAAAACUGGCAAAACUGACAAAACUCAGUCAAGCGCUCUUCAAAAUGAAGUUUAUGACAGCACAAGAUGGGGCUUUAAAACCAGCAUCUUCCUUUUACGAUCCGUCUAACAAAGUUUUUGCUGCAAUGUUUAAAAACAACCAAGAGAUGUUUCCACCAGAACCGUUUUGUGAGGCUGAAUGGCUACCCUUUCUACGUCGGAUAGGACUCAUCCAUGAAGUCAGUGAUGCACAGUUCCUGAAAUUUGCCAAAGAAGUUAAAUUUGAAGCCGAAACAAGGCUAGAUGAUGGAACGAGAAAGAAAUCGGAAGCUUUAUUAACUUACCUUUUCGAAUCUGAGAACAUUGCAACCAGCAAGCUACUGGAUGAUGUUAAGGAAAUCUGUUUCAUCUUUCCCUAUGUCGUCGAUCCUAGUCUGGAAGCCAUCCACGAGCAGUAUGGCACGAGUGAAACUGGUUCACCGUGUAUUYGCUUUCAAGGCUCUGUAGCCUCCAAGAACCAAUAUAUUACCUGGACAACUGCUAACCUUCUGUCAAUGACUCACAAUCCGUUGCAUUGUGAUAACGUUACUAACCAAGAGAAAAACGAGAUUUCCCAACGACUGGGCAUUCUUCAAAACCCAUCCGUUGAUAUGGUCGUCAAUCAUAGCAAGAACAUUUGCAACGCACAGUACCAAUUGAAUUGCACCGACAACUUUGUCGGAAAACGAAGCAUUAAUGAUCUUAAAAAGAUUAUUGCAAUAAUGACAAGCAUUUACAAGUAUCUGCAAAGGAACUACAAUGGAAAUGAAAAGGUCAUAAAUGAGCUGAAGAACAUCCACUGCAUUGUAGUUGAUGGUGGCGAGCGAUUUGUGUUUCCUAACCAAGUGGCCGUGGAUAUCACAUCAGACCAGGAAAUCCAGCCAUAUCUGUACAAGAUUCCCCAGGAAGUGGCAUCUUAUACAGUACUGUUUGAGAAUCUUGGUACAACCAACACUAUCACUGUAGCACAGUAUGCAGAAGUCCUGAGAAGCAUAUAUACGGAGUCUGCUUACCAAAAACUGGAUCCUAACCAGAUAUCCAAUGCCUUUAAGGCAACCAAAGGCCUUUUUGACAUAAUUGCUAAAGACGACCAAGGAACACCCGCUGAAGGCUUAAAACUGUACUUGCCAGGAACAAUGCGAAACCCUGAUAACCAAGCUCAGAAUAUGGUGUUUUUGAGAAAAUCUACWSAUAUUUUGUACAAUGAUGCUCCUCAUUUUAAAGAAAGAAUUGAACAUUUCAACAACUUAAUCCUGGUCAAGCUCUCUGAAUGUGGAUUGAACGUUSCUAAUGAUGACUUGCUGUUGAAAAAACUUCCUSAAUCCAUUCGUCCUCGUAUGCUUACGUCAGUGGUUCAUGAAACAUUGAUGGACGGGGACCAGGCUGUUUCUUGUUCCAGUACAGCACAGUACCUCCGACAGGUUUUGASAUCAMGUGAGUUUUGUCAUGGAAUGAUACGCCUGAUCAAACAUGCUGACUACAAAAGUGAUGUGCAGACCAGCACAGAAAUCCCUGCCUUGGUACAAGAAAGGUUGAGAUGCAUUCAUGUGUACAGCGUUCCUAACCUUCGGACGAAGCUUGUGUACAGUGGUAGAGCAAUACCUAGGAGUGAAUUAGACGUUUCUUGCUUCGAGGAAGAAACGAAAGAAAAGGAUCAAAAAGUGUGGAAGAUAUACAUCGAAAAGGAAGCUGAUCUUUCCACGUACGUUUCAGUGGUGGCUGAAAUUAUAGAUAGAAUAACGGGACAUCUUCUGAAAACAAUGCUGGUUCACCUUCCGACAUUGCUCUCAUCAAAACCCUACGAAAUAAAGGGACUCUUGGAUAGACUAAAGAUUCGCGAGGACAAGUCAGUGAUAAAAACUGAAGCAACAAGUCUUCCUACACCUGGCAGCUUCAUUCAUAUUACAGACCAUCACUUGCUGGUGGAUGACUUCACAGUGUUYAGUCCUGGUGAGUACGUUGGUUACGAGCUUGAUGAUCCAAGUCUUCGAGGAGAAGAUGGCACCCCAACCUACAUCUAUGCAAUUGUCAUCGAAGAAGUCACCGAGGAYGGACAACCCUCAAACACAGAACCAAGCUUAAGAAAAUACAGAAUUGAUAUCGGGAAAGACAAAGAACCAAUUGUUGUAGACGCAGCAGACUUGUACAAGUUCUAUCGUCCAAGYCAAGGGAACAGUGAGUGUUUAGAAAURGAACCCUUCACAGGUUCUCAAGAUGAAAAGCCUGCCARUCUUGAUGAGCAUGAAAUUCGAAACGAGAUCAGAAGAAUUCUYCAAGAGGCUUGGAAGCAACCCGAAGAGAAACGAAAAAAGAUCAUAAAGCGUCUGUACCUUAAGUGGCAYCCAGACAAGAAUCCUGGAAAUGAACAGUUUUGUACAGAGGUGUUUAAGUUUAUUCAGCAGGAAAUCGAAAGACUUGAAAAAGAAGAACGCUUUGCCGGGAAGACUCGAACACGGAGUGCCACGAGAUCUGAUCACAGCUACAGCGGAUUCUACAGUAGCUUUUUUAAUUUCUGGUCAGACCGUGCACGAUAUCACAGUGGCCAAAGAUCUUCCUUCUAUAGUGGUGGUGGCUUUUCUACUUUUUCUUGGAGGUCAUACAGACGUAACCCUCAACCUGGUGAAGCAAGAAGGUGGUACAAACAAGCGGAAGCAGAUCUGGAAGCGGCAAGUAACGAUGUAGAUUGUCAAAGAACCUCGUACGAAUGGGCUUGCUUCAAGUGCCAUCAGUCUGCAGAGAAAGCCCUCAAAGCAGCACAGUAUUCCAAAGACGCUGACAAGACUAGCACCCACAGCCUUACAUCGCUUGCUCGAGAACUGAACAACAGCACYCUACAAAGUCUAGCGUCACAACUCGAAUGCGAGGUUGGAAAUUCAAUGCGCAUGCGYUAUCCAGAUCAAGUGAGCUCCCCUAACAUACCGCAUGAUGUGUAUGACAAAGAAACCGCUUUACGAGCAAUCAAGAUCGCAUCGGAGAUUAUCCAAGAGGUGGAYUCAAACUACAUAAAGGAUUUAAAGUAGAUGAACUACUUGCUAUACCGGGGUUUUGACUCUACUAUUAAAGAUCACAAGAAUAGUGAUAUCAUGAAAACAUGCCAGAAAAAAAUCCGAUUCAAGUUGCCUCUGCCAAGACCGCAAAACUAGUCAUGUGAUUGACAGUGUCACAGAAUAUUUGGGAACAAUGAUCUGUAUACACCUACUUGCAAGAAGGUUGUCAUACCAGAAUAGAACAUUCGUAAUUUAAUAAAUUAGUGAUUUAGUACAUUUACCGAUUAGGAAUAAAUUAUCACUGACGUCAGACUCGAAUUCAUCAGUAAGAAAAAGAUAAUUUUUGGACGACGUGAUGUAACCGGCAUGCAGAUAAAGAUGUAAUUUCAAAAUUAAAACGAAAAUGAAUAAAAAAUAAGAUCAGUAUUUGUUUUUGUACGUUUCUGCUCGUGUAACRUUGUGGCUAUCAUGCAGUAAAAAUAAUAGGUUGACAUAAUAACAAURCUAAAAGAAUUUCAAUUUAGACUGGGAAAGCUAACGUAAGUAAAACUACGAAUUCUAGCGCUGCCUGGCGUUUCUGAGAUGUUAGUAGUUAGUCUGACGUCAGUGAUAAUUUAUUCCUAAUCGGUAAAUGUACUAAAUCACUAAUUUACUAAAUUACAAAUGUUCUAUUCUCGUAUGACAACAUUCUUGCAAGUAGGUGUACAUAGAAUGCUUCACGUUUUAUACUUUUAUAUAUAUAUACGUUUCAAUUUACAAAUAAUGUAGUCAACUCUCGUUACAGCGGACACGCUCGGGAUCGUCGGUUACUAUCCGUCAUUCGUAAUAGCGAGCGUCCACUGGGACCGUCACUUGGUGUCCGUAAUAGCGAGCGUCCCUCGGGACCGUCACUUGGUGUCCGUAAUAGUGAGAGUUAUUUACAGUCAAUUCUUUGUCAGUAUUUUUUUGCCGGGAGACUUGCUCCAGUAGCGAGGUGACCGUAAUGUCGGGGUGUCCGCAUUGCGAGAGUUGAUUGUAGAGCCAUUUUUUUGUCGUUUUUAAUUUUAAUUUAAUGAUAAAAUUCUUAAAUUUCUUCAACUCUUAAAUUUCGUUGGGAUUGUAGUUAGUAUUAAUAAGGGGUCAGUUUUACCCGCGUAAUCGAAAUGACUUAAGAGAGUCAGAGUAGAUAAUUUUAGCCCGAGUAAUGGAGUAGUUGACUGUUAGUAGCUCCAUGAUUUCUUGUUGUUCUUUCUUUUAAAGUUAAUUUACUGAUAAAAUUAUUUAACGCCUUCAACUCUAAAUCGUUGGGAUUGUAGUUAGUAUUAGUAAGGGACUGAAAUAUAGAAAUGACUGUAAAGAGUCAGAGUAGAGAAUUUUACAGGUAAAGUAUUAGCUCCAUUCGUUAUAAUUGUUGUUUUUUAAACUUAAGUUAAGUUGUUGAUAAAAAUAUUCAACUCUGAGCUUAGUCGUGGGAUUGUAGUUAGUAUUGAUAACAAGGGCACUGAUUCUGUUUUGCCCGUGUAAUAUUUUUACUCUUUCUCUGUUCGUUAGUAAAAAAUAAGGCCAUAUUAUAAACUGCGGUUAAAAAAUUCUUUUUUUCAUUGGGUAUAUAUUUGUAGCACUUUAACUUAGCUUUCAUUAUGUUUAUUACUACAACACGAUAAGCUGCCUUACUACCGUUUGAAUGUACUUGUGGCUUAUAGAAUAAAUGAAACUAGAAUCCACAUAUACAUCCUUUUUUUUACAAAAGAUGUUGUGCAGCCAUUUUUUUACAAAAGGAUGUUGUGCAUGUAGCAUAUCAAGCCCGAAAUGCACUAUGGACAAUGUGAAUGCAAUCAGUCGCAACAGUAUGGAAAUUUUUGACCAAACUUUUUUCUGCAUUUUUCUAGCAUUUUGUGUGUGUGUGUAUAUGUGUGUGUGUGAGUGUGUGUGUGAGUGUGUGUGCUGACAUUGUUCGCAUAUGAAUAUAAUACAUUUCAGUUGACUGAUACCGAUAACCUAUAAUCGAACACGAACUGCGGACAUCUUGGAAAUCACGGGUGUCAAUAUAUUAUUCACCACUUUCACAUCCCCAUAAUACAUUGCGGUCUCGUGGGGAAUGCGAAAGUGGUGAAUUUUGA